Echinostoma caproni is the source of this 555-nucleotide messenger RNA. NCBI's taxonomy places the organism in Eukaryota, Metazoa, Platyhelminthes, Trematoda, Plagiorchiida, Echinostomatidae. The record is from the annotation of a GenBank genome assembly.
AUGUUUUUACAGGUCAAAAUUCCGGAAUCGGAUCAGAUUGCUCUCAAAUUUCUUUGGUGGUCUGAGGGUAACCCAGCUCAACUAGGUGAGGAGUACUGCAUGACGGUUCACCCUUUCGGAGCGGUCUCUUCGUCAUUUUGUGCGAGUUUUGCUUUGAGGAAAACAGCCAACUUAUACGGCCACGAUUACCCUUCCUCGAUAACCGAUGCAGUUCAAAGCGGUUUUUAUGUGGACGACUUGUUGUUGUCUGUCGAUGAUCAAAUCGAAGCACGCAGCACAAUCAGUAGCCUAACACAACUGUUAGGUCGUGCUGGGUUCAAACUGACCAAGUGGGCUAGUAACCAGCGAGAGGUUUUGACUCAGAUUCCUUCUGACGAAAGGAAUGUUUUGGUUAAGGAAUUGUCUGACGGUACGCUUCCUACGGAAAAGGCCCUCGGUCUGGCUUGGGACAUGGAGGGUGAUUCAUUCAUCUACCAGUUUGAAAUGAAGGAGUGUCCGGUCACGCGAAGACUGUUGUUGUCGCGUUUGUCAGCUAUCUAUGACCCACUCGGGUAG